AUGCGUGUCAUCUCAAAAGUGCUUCAUUUAGCAGGAUGGUUGGUGGGCGAUUCUCCCGUUGUUGAGAGCCCUGUCAAGUCUCCCAUCAUCAAUCAGGAUUCGGAGCUGUCCGAGCCCCCUAGGGCUGAUGGGAGUGCUGUACAGCAGAGGGCCUUCAAGGGUCUUUCUGGGCAGCCUAUUGUCACAGCUGAUGACUCUGUUAGUUGUACUGCUCAUAUGGACGCAUCUCGUACCGCCCCUGCUCGAGGGAGUAGCAGCACCGACUCGGCCGACUCGGAUAAUGGUCGUCGCCAAAAGAGCCUCUCUGGGGACCGUCGCCGCGAGUCUAGUCAUGAUGACGAGAUCAGACGCGAACCCAGGCGGGAUCGAUCCAGGUCCCGAUCAACUCCUCGUCGCUACGGUCGGGCUGAAAUCACCCCUGCCAGGGCAACUACUGAGGGCGGAUGCGCAUCUCGCAUCUGGAUCGGAGGCCUCCCUUCUGACGUUCGUGAGGCCGAACUGGAGGACAGGUUCGGCAAAAUUGGCCGGGUCGUUGGCGUCAAGAUCUGCCAGUCGUCGAGAGACACGUACGCCUUCCUCCAGUUUGACUCGGAAACCGCAGCUGCCGAUGCUAUAGAGGAUGUCGAUCAAACCAAGUUUGGUGGGUUCACCAUUAAGGUCGCUCAUGCUACUCGACAAUCUACCGAGAAUCGUCGUCCCAAUGACUCCUACAAUAGGGACUGGAGGCGACCCUCCUAUGGUGGGGGGCGUUGGAAUGGCGGCGGCAACUAUAACGAGGGGUACUCUUCUGGUAACAGGAGGAGUUAUGACAGGCGUGGCAGUGGCGGCGAUUGGUAUAGGGAAGAUUCUCGUGGGGGCCGCAGAGACGACUAUGGGAGGGACAUUGCAGCUCGUCGAGACUACCCUGAUUACAGCCCACCGUCAAGUCGUUCGAGAGCUGCUGAGCCCCAAGGGUCCUGGGACCGUGAGGGCGGCCGUGGUGGCCGUCGUGUAGAGGGCGAUAACGGCGUCAGCUUUUACGGUGAUAGGGAGUCCUCUCGCCCGGGCCGCUAUGGUGGAGCCCCUAGGGGCGCGGUACAGCUGAAACUGGAGAACCUUCCAGAGGACAUGAGCUGGCAGGAGCUCAAACAACUAGGCAAGGACUAUGGCAGCUCUUGUUCGUUCGCCAGAACCUUCCGGGAGGGCCGAGUAUGCUGCGGUGUGCUGGAGUACACUGAUUCCGCACAGGUUGACGAUGUUAUUAAGGCCUUGGACAAUAGACGUAUUCAGGGGUGUACCGAGCGUCUUCGCGUCACUAGAAAUGAGGGAUCUCGCAAUACUGGUGAUGACGAUGACAGCUCGUAUGAUAUAAAAAGAUACGACAGGGCCCCUCGUGGUGGUAUGCGUUAUUAA
Molecule: messenger RNA, 1392 nt
Organism: Perkinsus marinus ATCC 50983
Lineage: Eukaryota; Perkinsozoa; Perkinsida; Perkinsidae
Product: arginine/serine-rich splicing factor, putative
Exons: 10
Coding region: 1-1392 (463 amino acids)
Cellular component (GO): cytosol
Molecular function (GO): mRNA binding
Source: RefSeq, a predicted model, not a curated record